Myotis davidii is the source of this 3106-nucleotide messenger RNA. RefSeq names its product zinc finger protein 501-like. Gene Ontology annotation, biological process: regulation of transcription by RNA polymerase II. The record is from RefSeq and is a predicted model, not a curated record. NCBI's taxonomy places the organism in Eukaryota, Metazoa, Chordata, Mammalia, Chiroptera, Vespertilionidae. The transcript has 3 exons. The annotation marks the transcript as partial. Gene Ontology annotation, molecular function: RNA polymerase II cis-regulatory region sequence-specific DNA binding; DNA-binding transcription factor activity, RNA polymerase II-specific.
GCAUAGUCCAAGUGUACAUGGGUUAGGGUGGGACUCUCAUGGUCUUGACCUGGUCAUUUUAACCUCUGGUGUGUUCACCAAAGAGCCAGGUCCCCAGUGGGACCAGGCGUAGAGGCAGCAUCCCGCUGUGAAGUGGUCUGCCUGAGGCUUGUUGAGCCAUAAUAGGCGGGAUUGGGGCCUCCCAGACUCCUUUCUGCUUACAGAGCUCAACUCAGCUUUACCCCCAUUUAACCCUCCAGCCUCUGGUGCCGGCACCUGUCAGGUCCUGCAGCCCAGGUCCCAGCAUCGGAACAGUGAGUCUCAUGGGUGACCCAGGGUGUGACGGCGGGAAAGGGUGACAGGAUGCAAUUCCACCAUAAAAGGACAUGAUGGUGUGACUGAGCUGGGAGCUUUGGGGAAAACCCAAGCCACCUAUGUGUCAAAAGGCAACAAAAAGAUGAGGCAAACGUUUGCGUGAGUAUUUUUUACUAUCAUUCUCAGGACCUCGCACUCCUGUGGCCUCUGAGAUAGUGGCGUCCUGUCACUGUUCAGCCACUCCACUAGCCCUGGGACUGGGGGACUUUAAAGAGUCACCUAGCCCGGAAUCUGAAGUCCAGGUCUAGGGUUAUAUGAGUGGUCCCUGAUUUUGGAAAUGGAUCUGAAUGGCCCCUCCAUGCAAAGAUUCUAGAAUGUGCCAGGGCGUGGAGUGAAGACUGGGCUGCUUCAGGAACCGGCAGAUGUAUAUUUUUAUAAAAUAGGAACUGGAAACAGCGGGACAGGAGUUGGGUCUAGAAGAGCAUUAUGACAACUUGGGUGUCUCUUCUGCAGGUGAGGGGAUCAUGGGGGUAUUGGAGCAGUGGAGGCAGGUGACCUGACCCAGGUCUCAUUAGACGCCCUGUGGCUGCAGCAUGAUGCACAAUGUGGGUGAGAGGGAGGUGGUGGAAAGACUAGGACAGAAGCUGGUGUGAGUCUUGUUGAGUGUGAUGGUAUCUGGCCCAUGAUGGUGGCCCUGGAGAUGGAAUAAGCAGUUGGAUGUGGGAUCUGUGUUUUAGGUGUGGCCACCUGGAUUUUCUAAUUUUGAGGAUGAGAGGGAGAGGUAAGAGUCAGAGAUGACAUGCAGGUUUGGAUUUAGCAGCUGAAGGAAUGCUUCCAUUCCUAUGUGUCAUGACCAGGAAUAGAACAGUGACCUCCUGGUUUAUAGGUUGAUGCUUAACCCUCGCCCACACCAUCUGGGCUAUAUUCUUUCUAAAAUAUUUUUAAAUGUAUUUUUUAUUGUUGAAGGUGUCACAGAUGUCUCCUAUUUCCCCUCUGUAUAUGUUCUUUGGGGGAUCUCUCCCAGUCCCUCCAUCCCCUCCCCUGGGACAUCUGUCAGUCUGUCCCACUUAUAACCAGGCCCCUGGGCCCAUCUUGUCCUUCCCCAGGGACACGUGGUACCACACCACCUUUAUUCACCAAGGUCAUUGGCUGGCCUCCAGCCCUCCCCUGGACGUUUGAGCAAACUACAUUACCCAGAAAGCAUUGCGCACAAGUCCGCAGAGACAAAGACUUCUGCUGCCUGCUAAUCCUGUUAAGGCGGGACUUCCUGCUUCCUCCUCGUGGCGGUCAUUUUGACCUUUUUGGUGCGUUCACUGAGUCUCAGGACUCAGGUGGGGGGAUCAGAGGCUUGUUGAGCCCUGUGGGGUGGGCCUCCGAGCCUCCCCGACUCCCCUCCGCCGACUGAAUUCACUCCGGUCACCUGAUUGGGCCCUCCAGCCUCAGGUGGGGGCGCCUCACAGGUCCCGCCGCCCAGGGCGCAGCGUCCAGCGCAGAUAUGAACUUUGAGGACGUGGCCAUUGCCUUCUCUCAGGAGGAGUGGGGUCUCCUUGAUGAGGCUCAGAGACAUCUGUACUGUGAUGUGAUGCUGGAAGUGUUUGCACUGGUUUCAUUCGUAGAUUGUUGGCAUAAAAUGGAUGAUGAGGAGGCCUGUUCUGAGCACAGUGAAUCUGUACAAGGAGAGUCACAGGUCAGGGCUUCUGAGACAGAGCCAGGAACCCAGAGGACCCAUGUGUGUAAGCGCUGUGUGUCUGUGUUAAAAGACAUUCUGCACCUGACUGCGUCGCAAGCAGCAGACUUUGAGCAGAAAGCCUUCUUCAGGGACGCAUGUGUGAGAGACUUCUGUUUCAGUGCAAACCCUCACCAGCAGCCGGGGGAAGCCAGUGGAGAGAAGCCCUGGAAAGAAGCUAUGGACAGGGCCUCGUUUGUGACCAGAUGCAGCUUCUACUUAUCUUGGGUGCUUUCAACCAGUAGGGAAGUUGGGGAAGACUUGCCCACGAUCUCAGACCUUCUCCAGCACCAGGCCCCUCUCAACACUGGAGAGCCACACAGUGACAGUGAGAUUUCACAGGAAUUUCUCAGUGGAAAUAGUCAUUCUGAUUGGGGUGAAUGUGACAGAACUGCCAGCCACAACCAGAAAGUUGUUCAGCAUGAGGGUAACUGCUCUGAAGAAGUAAAUUAUGUGUGUAGCGAAUGUGGGAAUGUUUUUAGAGGAAUUUUUAACCUUACGCAACAUAAGAGAGAGCACACUGGAGAAAAGCCCUAUGAGUGUAGUGAAAGUGGGAAGUCAUUCAGGCAAACCUCUGCUGUCAUUGAACAUCAGAGGGUUCACACUGGAGAAAAAACCUAUGAAUGUACUGUUUGUGGGAGGGCCUUCCGAAAAAGAUCUCACCUCAUUAAACACCUCAGAAUUCACACUGGAGAAAAGCCCUAUGAGUGUAGUGAUUGCGGGAAAUGCUUCAGGGAAAGUAGUACUCUUGUUCAACACCAGAGAGUUCACACUGGAGAAAAGCCGUAUGAAUGUACUCUUUGUGGAAAGUCCUUCAUACAAAGGUCUAUCCUCACUAAACACUACAGAAUUCACACUGGAGAAAAGCCAUAUGAGUGCAGUGAUUGUGGGAAGUCAUUCAAGCAAAUCUCGGCUCUCAGUGUGCAUCAGAGAGUUCACACUGGUGAAAAGCCAUAUGAGUGUAGUGAUUGUGGAAAGUUCUUCAAUGUGAGCUCUGCUCUCAAUACACACCACAGAGUUCACACCGGAGAAAAGCCAUAUGAGUGUAGUGAUUGUGGCAAGUCAUUCAGGCAAAUCUCCCAUCUC